Molecule: messenger RNA, 3311 nt
Organism: Tupaia belangeri chinensis (Chinese tree shrew)
Lineage: Eukaryota; Metazoa; Chordata; Mammalia; Scandentia; Tupaiidae
Gene: PXYLP1
Product: 2-phosphoxylose phosphatase 1
Exons: 6
Coding region: 464-1909 (481 amino acids)
Biological process (GO): dephosphorylation; glycosaminoglycan biosynthetic process; chondroitin sulfate proteoglycan biosynthetic process
Cellular component (GO): Golgi apparatus
Molecular function (GO): phosphatase activity
Source: RefSeq, a predicted model, not a curated record
UCAGACGGCGGAUCUGAACCCCUCGACUAAGCUCCCCCCUCAGUCUCCGCAGCCUCCUCAAACCCCAGCCACAGACUUGCGCCCCUUGCCCAAGCCACUCCCCCGCGCACCCUGGGUCCCAGCCUCCGCCUCCGCCCGGUCGCCCCCUGUCCUGUUCCCCGCGAGGUCUAACCCAGCCUGCGAAUUCCCGGCUCUCGCCCCAAACCUUCGCCCCGCCUCCCCGGCCGGGAGGCACCCUGCUUCUCUCGGUGCCCAGCCCCGCGCGCCUCCUGGCUCAGCCUUCCUCCCCCUCGUCCCCGCCCCUCCAGCCGCUCCCGCUCGGCCCCCGCACUCUGGCCGCUCGAUUCCAGCCGGGAUUCGAGCUCCCGGGAUCUCCUUUCCCGGGCCAUCCCGAACCAGCUAGUCUCCAGAACAUGUCCCUGAGUCGAGGUGAAACCAUGACGAGGAAAUAGAGCGAGGAAUAAUGCUUUUCCGCAAUCGCUUCUUGCUGCUGCUGGCCCUGGCUGCGCUGCUGGCCUUCGUGAGCCUCAGCCUGCAGUUCUUGCACCUGAUCCCCGUGUCGGUGUCGGCCAAGAAUGGAGGGAGCGGCAAGAGUCGGAAGAGGAUCAUGCCAGACCCCGUGACGGAGCCCCCUGUGACCGACCCCGUCUAUGAAGCCCUUUUAUACUGCAACAUCCCGAGUGCGGCCCAGCACAGCAUGGAAGGUCACGCCCCGCAUCAUUUUAAGCUGGUCUCUGUGCAUGUGUUCAUUCGCCACGGAGACAGGUACCCACUGUAUGUCAUUCCCAAGACAAAGCGACCAGAAAUCGACUGCUCUCUGGUGGCUAACAGGAAACCAUACCACCCUAAACUGGAAGCCUUCGUGAGUCACAUGUCAAAAGGAUCCGGAGCCUCUUUUGAAAGCCCCUUAAACUCCCUGCCUCUUUACCCCAAUCACCCGCUGUGUGAGAUGGGAGAGCUCACGCAGACAGGGGUGGUGCAGCAUCUGCAGAACGGCCAGCUGCUGAGGGACAUCUACCUGAAGAAGCACAGGCUCCUGCCCAGCGAUUGGUCCGCGGACCAGCUGUACCUAGAGACCACCGGGAAGAGCCGGACCCUGCAGAGUGGGCUGGCCUUGCUCUACGGCUUCCUCCCAGACUUCGACUGGAAGAAGGUUUAUUUCAGGCACCAGCCCAGUGCUCUCUUCUGCUCCGGGAACUGCUACUGCCCAGUGAGAAACCAGUACCUGGAGAAGGAGCAGCGACGCCAGUACCUCUUACGUUUGAAGAACAGCCAGCUGGAGAAGACCUACGGGGAGAUGGCCAGGAUCGUGGACGUCCCCACCAAGCAGCUCCGGGCCGCCAACCCCAUCGACUCCAUGCUCUGCUACUUCUGCCACAACGCCAGCUUCCCCUGCACGAGGAACGGCUGCAUCGACAUGGAGCACUUCAAGGUGAUCAAGAUGCACCAGAUAGAGGACGAGCGGGAGAGGCGGGAGAAGAGGCUGUACCUGGGGUACUCGCUGCUGGGGGCCCAUCCCGUUCUCAAUCAGACCAUCAGCCGGAUGCAGCGCGCCAGCGAGGGCAGGCGAGAGGAGCUCUUCGCCCUCUACUCCGCUCACGAUGUCACUCUGUCACCCAUCCUCAGUGCCUUGGGCCUCUCGGAAGCCCGGUUCCCAAGGUUUGCAGCCAGGUUGAUCUUUGAGCUCUGGCAAGACAGAGACAAGCCCAGCGAGCACGCCGUCCGGAUUCUGUACAACGGCGUGGACGUCACAUUCCACACCUCAUUCUGCCAGGACCACCAAAAGCGAUCUUCCAAGCCCAUGUGUCCCUUUGAACACUUGGUCCACUUUGUCAAAAGGGACAUGUUCGUGGCCCUGGGUAGCAGUAGUUCUAACUAUUACGAUGCAUGUCACAGAGAGGGGGUCUAAAAGGUCCACGAUUCCGCACUGUAGCAUCUUUGCCAGCUCUGAGGGCUGGGAGAGGCCCGCCCCACUAGCGUUCUGUGUUGCUAGGGUAUAUAGAAUUGUUGAUGUGUAAAGGCUGCAAGUUGUGUUCGGGAGCCACAGAGUGCUUGGGCUGAACAGGAAGCAGAUUGCGGUCCUCUGGUUCAUACGUUACUUGGUACAAAAAGGUCAGUUGGCCAAGAAAAGGAGGUACCUAUCAUAGCCAGACUUUGCUAAAAAUGCCAGAAUCAUGUGGCCGAUGCGAGUUUGCAUUCUCCUUGGCUGCCAUGGUAUUGUAUGAUGAAACCAGCAACCCUCACCCAACAUGUUCUUAAUCUCGGACAAUUUUACUUAGUCCUUAACCCGUGAAGAAUUUUCCCGAAGUGAUUGAGCUAAAACAGAGGCUGGUAAACUUUUUCUGUCAAAGGCCAGGUAGUCAAGACGGUAGACUGAACCAAAAGGCCACACGCAGUCUCUGUCACAGCCACUCAUGUCUGCCUUUGUCACCUGAAAGCGGCCACAGGCAGGACGUGGGCUGUGUCCACAGGCCCUGCAAGGGGAGUGGUGGCCAUAUUUGGCUCAGGCUGCAGCGUGCCGGCCCCUGGUCUACACCGCAGGCUCCACUACAGUUGCACUUCCAGCACUUUGAGAACCAGCUGAAUAUGGAGACUUAUUCAGUGGUUCCUCCAGUGACUUCUAGAAACACAGAAUUUAGUCUGUAUCUGACACUAAACUCCAGAGGAAAUAGACAUCGCAUCAGAAUGGAGUGUAGAAACAUGACUAGACUCACGUCUGACGUUCACGAUGAUUGUGGUACGAGGUAGUUUGAAGUACGUUUUAAACAUUUGUCUGCUAUGGUCUAUUUGCUGUCUACGCUGAAAUUUUUGUACCUUAUUUAGUAUUUUUUAUAGGCUAGGGGAAUAUUUUCUAAGACCAGUUUUAGAUGUGCUCUUAUCCUGAUAGAAAUAGUCACUUUACCUGUUUGAUGGUUAGAAGGAAGCCCGAAGCCGAAUUCAGGUAUUUUCUUCCCCCCCAAAAAAGAAACUAAUGAUGGUUCAUUCCGCUUGUCAAGCUGUAGGAUUGGAUCAAUUUUUAAAUCAUUUUCGUCCGAGUCAAAAGAUAAAUUCUGAUUGAUUUUUAAAUACAUUUUUGGAAGAACUUUGUUACUAGAUAGAUAAAGAGUCUUUAUAAGGUAUUUUGUAUAUUAGAAGCAAUUGCCAUUGAAUCUGUGAUUUCUGAAUUCAUGGUGCUCGUUCUACUCUAAGAAAUGUCAAAGUGCAAGUGAGAUUCUUCGGCGUGGUUGGCAUUCCAGCUCUCUCUCCAUUUCUGUCCCAUGUUGCAUUUCAUUAUGUCUGUUUCUUAUAAUAAAUUUUUGAAGAAUACUGCA